This is a messenger RNA of Sebastes umbrosus (honeycomb rockfish), 6685 nucleotides long. RefSeq names its product kinesin family member 21A (gene kif21a). Gene Ontology annotation, biological process: mitotic spindle organization; microtubule-based movement. The record is from RefSeq and is a predicted model, not a curated record. Lineage: Eukaryota; Metazoa; Chordata; Actinopteri; Perciformes; Sebastidae. Gene Ontology annotation, molecular function: microtubule binding; microtubule motor activity; ATP binding. The transcript is spliced from 37 exons. Bases 419 to 5374 code for a protein of 1651 amino acids.
CGAGGCUCAGCGGCGCGUGAGGGCAGUUUUAUAUCAUGCGUUAAUGUGAACGGUGCGCGUGCACGACGGUUGCUUACCUACCAACGGCAGCAGCAGCAGCAGCAGUCUGCCGUUGAUGAGAGGGCUGAAGCCGCAGCUGAAGCAUCAUCCGGGGCCAAACUACGAGAGGAUGAAGCUGCGCACCGCCUCACCUCCUCUCCGCUGAUAUCACCGUUAAAAACACCCUAAUUGUUGUGUUUGUUUAGUAAAUGGCGAAGCUGAAGGUGUCGAGGUGAGAGCAGAAAGCUGCCGUUGCUCGGGCCGCUCGCCUGCCUGCCUGCUGGAGGAGGAGUGCGCACUUUUUAUCUUUUUGCCAGGGCAACGAGCCUAAACACACAAAUCCAGUGUUUAAUUUAUCGACUAUACUGAGUGAGGAAUCAUGACUUCGGGGCAAGACGAGAGCUCAGUCCGUGUGGCGCUGAGGAUUCGUCCUCAGCUGGCCAGGGAGAAGAUAGAGGGAUGUCACAUCUGCACAUAUGUGAUGCCCGGGGAGCCUCAGGUGAUCCUGGGGAAAGACAAGUCCUUCACCUACGACUACAUGUUCGACAUGGACUCCCAGCAGGACGUCAUCUACUCCACCUGCACAGAGAAGCUGAUCGAGGGCUGCUUCGAGGGCUACAACGCCACCGUCUUUGCAUACGGACAGACUGGUUCAGGGAAGACUUACACCAUGGGGACGGGCUUUGACGUCAACAUCGUAGAGGAGGAGCUGGGUAUCGUCCCCCGCGCCGUCCACCACCUCUUCAAGGGCAUCGAGGAUCGCCGACAGGCCGCCCAGGAGCAGGGAAGCCCCGUACCUGAGUUUAAGAUCAACGCCCAGUUCCUCGAGCUUUAUAAUGAGGAAGUUCUGGACCUGUUUGACUCGGUACGAGACAGUAAGCAGAAAUCUCACAUCAAGAUCCACGAGGACGCCACCGGGGGAAUCUACACCGUAGGAGUGACCACACGGACCGUGUCCUCCGAGGCUGAGAUGAUGCAGUGCCUGAAGCUUGGGGCUCUCUCUCGCACCACAGCCAGCACUCAGAUGAACGUCCAGAGCUCUCGAUCCCAUGCCAUCUUCACCAUCCACCUGUGCCAAGUUCGCGUCUGUGCCUCUGACAAUCAAGAAAGUGAGACUGACAACAGAGUCUCCAACGGGAACUCUGAGAUGGACGAGUACGAGACGCUGACAGCCAAGUUUCACUUUGUGGAUCUGGCUGGUUCUGAGAGGCUGAAGAGAACCGGAGCGACGGGCGAUCGAGCCAAAGAGGGCAUCUCCAUCAACUGUGGACUGCUCGCUCUGGGGAAUGUAAUCAGUGCUUUGGGCGACCGGAGCAAGCGGUCCUCACAUGUGCCUUACAGAGACUCCAAACUCACCCGACUUCUACAGGACUCAUUAGGAGGAAACAGCCAAACAGUGAUGAUCGCGUGCAUCAGCCCGUCUGACCGUGACUUCAUGGAAACGUUGAACUCGUUAAAGUACGCCAACCGAGCCCGCAACAUCAAGAACAAGGUGAUGGUGAACCAGGACAAGGCCAGCCAGCAGAUCAGCGCUCUGAGGACGGAGAUCGCUCGACUGCAGAUAGAGCUGAUGGAGUACAAGACGGGUAAACGCUUGACAGGUGAGGACGGCGUGGAGAGCUUCAGCGACAUGUUCCACGAGAACUCCAUGCUGCAGACGGAGAACAGCAACCUGAGGGUGAGAGUGAAAGCCAUGCAAGAGACCAUCGAUGCGCAAAGGGGGCGUCUAACCCAGGUGCUCAGUGACCAGGCCAACCAGGUCCUCGCCAGGGCAGGUGAAGGAGGAACUGAAGAAAUUGGAAACAUGAUUCAGGGUUACAUCAAAGAAAUUGAAGAACUCAGAGCCAAACUCCUGGAGAGCGAAGCUGUGAACGAGACUCUGAGGAAGAAUCUGUCUCGUGCCUCCAAUCGUCAGUCGCUGUACGGAGGGCCCUCGCUGCUGGCGCCCGAGAAGGAGACCUCUGACAUCAUCGAACUCGCCAAGAAAGACCUGGAGAAACUGAAGAAGCGAGAGAAAAAGAAAAAGAAAAGACUCCAGCUACUGUUGGAGGAGAGAGAGAGGGAGGAAAGGGAGGAGGUGGUGGAAGAGGUUGAUGACGCCAGUGCCAGCAAGGAGGAAGUUCCUGACAACGAGCAAGAGAAGGGCACAGAGAAGGAAAUGACGGAGCGGGUCCACGAGGAAGCAGAAAUUGAGGUCCAGGAGGGCAGCGACCACGAGGAAGGAGAGGAGGAAGAGGAGGAGGACGAAGAGGAGAUGGAUGUGGAGGAGAGCUCAGACGAUUCUGACUCAGAGUCAGAUGAAAAAGAGAACUUCCAGGCCGAUCUGGCCAACAUCACCUGCGAGAUCGCCAUCAAGCAGAAGCUGAUCGACGAGCUGGAGAACAGCCAGCUGCGUCUGCACACGCUCAAACAGCAGUACGAGCAGAAGCUGAUGAUGCUGCAGUGCAAGAUCAGGGACACCCAGCUGGAGAGGGACCGUGUCCUCCUAAACAUGAAUACAGUGGAGACCGGCUCAGACGACAAGUCUCGCAAGAUCAAGGCUGAAUAUGAGAAGAAGCUGAGCGUCAUGAACAAGGAGCUUCAGAAGCUCCAGUCGGCUCAGAAGGAGCACGCCCGCCUGCUGAAGAACCAGUCGCAGUACGAGAAACAGCUCAAGAAGCUUCAGAUGGACGUGGUGGAGAUGAAGAAGACGAAGGUCCGCCUCAUGAAGCAGAUGAAGGAGCAGCAGGAGAAGAACAGGAUGAACGAGUCUCGCAGAAACCGAGAAAUCGCUUCGUUAAAGAAAGACCAGCGCAAGCAAGAGCACCAACUGAAGUUACUGGAGGCUCAGAAAAGGCAGCAGGAGCUCAUUCUGAGGAGAAAGACUGAGGAGGUGACGGCUCUGAGGAGGCAAGCCAGGCCCACCUCAGGUAAGGUCAUCAGGAAAGAACCGAUGCAGGACUCCACCCACAGACCUCCAUCUGGACGCUUGUACUCCUCCGGCAACGCUGCUCCCAACGGCACUCGGUAUUCCUACAGGCGAACUGUAGGUAUUUACUCCACCAGAAUCGCUCGCAAUAAAUGGCAGUCUCUGGAGCGCCGAAUCACCGACGUCAUCAUGCAGAGGAUGACCAUCUCCAACAUGGAGGCCGACAUGAACCGCCUCCUCAAGCAACGAGAGGAGCUGACCAAGCGUAAAGAGAAGGUCAUCCGGAAGAGGGAACGGCUGGUCAAGGAGGGACCAGAGGCAGAGAAGGCGGUGCCUCCCCUUAACGAGGAAGUGGACGCGUUGACGGCUAACAUCGACUACAUCAACGACAGCAUCGCAGACUGUCAGGCCAACAUCAUGCAGAUGGAAGAAACCAAGGAGGAAGGCGACACAGUGGACAUCUCUGCUGUGAUUGGUUCCUGUACCCUGACGGAAGCUCGUUUUCUGUUGGAUCACUUCAUGUCAAUGGCUAUCAACAAGGGUCUCCAGGUGGCCCAGAGGGAGUCUCAGGUGAAGGUGAUGGAGGGCCGGCUGAAGCAGACGGAGAUCACCAGCGCCACACAGAACCAGCUGCUCUUUCACAUGCUAAAGGAGAAGGCCGAGUUCAACCCGGAGCUGGACGCGCUGCUGGGGAACGCGCUGCAAGAGCUAGGUAACAUCCCGGCUGAAAAUGGGGAUGAUAGCAGCAGUGAUGAGUCUGCCCAGAGCCCUUCUGCAGAGGGAGGCACCUUGUCAUCAGAUCUCAUGAAACUCUGUGGAGAGACCAAAACAAGAAAUAAGGCUCGUAGGAGGACCACCACUCAGAUGGAGUUGCUGUACGCAAACAGUGACUCCGCCCCCGACGCGCCCACCGCAGACUUCUCCAGUCCGAUGCUGCCGUUAGCUGAAACACCAGAGGGGGGAGGAGACGUGGAGUCGUCAGGCUCAUCAGUCAGGGACUACACAGCUCUCUCCCCCGGCUUUUCCUCUAAAAUGGGCAGCAUUUCUGGCUCCAGAGCUUCGUCAGGGGUGGAAAAGCGAGCACCGGAGCCCUCCCCGCUCUCUCGCAGGAAGACCUAUGACAAGGCAGCGGCCGACAGGGCAAAGGCUAAGGAGAUUAAACACCCAGUCAUCAGGAACCUGAAGAGCAGCCCACCACUUCCUCUCUCCCCUGCCGCUCAUCCCAGUAACCACGUCGCCGCGUUUAGCCAUAUGACAGGGUAUCUGGGGCGUGCUACAAACGUCCUGCAGGAUAAGACGAACGGAUGCCUCCACCUGUCCUCCAAUCACAUCCUGCGUUCUGUUUCCCCUCCUCUCUCCGAUCUACCCAAGGGCGUCAUUAACCCGGUGCCACCCACUAAAAGCAGUCGGUCAGCGACGCUGCAGUGCGUCCACGUGGCGGAGGGACACGGUAAAGCUGUUCUCUGUGUCGACUGCACUGAUGACCUUCUCUUCACCGGAUCCAAAGACCGGACCUGUAAGGUGUGGAAUCUGGUGACGGGUCAGGAGAUAAUGUCCCUGGCCGGUCAUCCAAACAACGUGGUGUCGGUCCGCUACAGCUCCAGUUUGGUCUUCACCGUCUCCACCUGUUACAUCAAAGUCUGGGACAUCCGUGACUCGGCCAAGUGCAUCCGAAUACUAACGUCCUCUGGGCAGGUAAAUACUAGCGACGUCACUUCGUCUAACACCAGCCGGACGGUCACCAUCCCGGCAGGAGAGAACCAGAUCAACCAGAUCUCUCUCAACCCCAACGGGACGGUUCUGUACGCCGCCGCCGGAAACUCAGUCAGAGUCUGGGAUCUGAGGAGAUUCGCAUCCACAGGGAAGCUCACUGGUCACCUCGGUCCAGUGAUGUGUCUGACUGUGGAUCAGUCUGGAAACAACCAAGACCUGGUGAUCAGCGGGUCCAAGGACCACUACAUCAAGCUGUUUGACGUGACUGAAGGCUCUCUGGGAAGCAUCGGCCCCACUCACAACUUUGAACCCCCCCAUUACGACGGCAUCGAGUCGCUGGUGAUCCAGGGGAACAUUUUGUUCAGUGGCUCUCGAGACAACGGCAUCAAGAAAUGGGACUUAGACCGCAAAGACCUACUGCAGCAAGUCCCGAACGCCCACCGUGACUGGGUGUGUGCGCUCGGUGUCGUCCCCGGGUCCCCGGCCCUGCUGAGCGGCUGCAGAGGUGGUGUGCUCAAGCUGUGGCACACGGACACACUGGGGACUCUCGGGGAGCUGAGGGGCCACGACAGCCCCAUCAACGGCAUCGCUACCAACAGCAGCCAUCUGUUCACCGCCUCCGAUGACCGGACGGUGAAGAUCUGGCGUGCACGUGGUGGACUGGACAGCACUUUAGAGACGGCUGACAAUGCGGACGAGGUGGCCAGUAACUGAACACUCUGGACGGACACUAACGGCAUCGUUUGAUGCUGCUGCCCUGCACUUUGACCCCUUAACUUCUCAAUACUGACUCCUAAAACACACACCUACCAUGCCAUGAUGUAACCUUUAUGACUGAGCCAACCGGAAAGUAAUCUCAUCUCAACGGAAACUACACAAUCAUUCUUUUCUUAGACUGCUCAGAGGGUCGUACUAACUCGUUUUAGUUCACCGUAUUUGUUAAUGACUCUUUGCAGGAUAGACUCAUCUUUUUCUCUUUAGCGCUGUAGACGAUACGUCAUCGUGGAUCACGAUAAGAACUCACAAGACGUUUAUUUAAGAGUUGAACACACUCAUAGGAAAUAUCUCUGCUGCUCAGCUCUGUUCGGCGCUGUGCCAGGAUAAAGUACACCUACAGACACGUAAUUACCCAGGAAAAGGGUAGCAGUGUUAGAUUAGAAAAAUACACCGGAAGUAGAGUGUAAGAGGAGAAAAGUGUGGCAGAGCUAACGGGUUGGUAGCUGGUCUUCGCAACCCAGUUCCCGAGUUUCUUGGGAUUAUUUCACUGCACCAAUGACCCCGCGCUCCUUCCCCCACCUCCCAAAAAUAACAAAAGUGGCUUUACUGUAUGUGACAAAUCACUGUUCCCCUUAACUUCCCUCUCCUGCUUUUGUGCGCCUCAAUUUCUGCAGCCGUUCAAGAUCAGCGACCAAAAUUGUGCAAACUUGUCGUCUUUGCUGUCUUGCACUGCACUCGUGAACUGAUCACACUGUACAGUAACAGUCCCACUUUAAAGCAAAAAGUUCGACAUUUCGGGAAAAAAAGAUUAUUUACUUUCUUGCUGGGAGUUUGAUGAUACCGCUCCAUUAUCUGUCUGUUAAAUAUAAGAUUACAGCAGAGACAGUGUAUAAAGAUGGACAAUGUGUCUCCACUUCCUCCCACUGUAAAAAAGUGAAGCCAAAUUAUCCGAAUACGGGAGCUGCCAUCUGGAGCCAGAGUCUGCGCAGUAGUGAUAAGGAGGGCUGGAGCCACGGUAUCGGAGGUCCUGCCCGAGCCAAUCACAAGCCGAGCAUGGGUACAGCUUGUUAAUGUGAGCCAUCUAGCUGCUACGUUAGCACCACGGUAGCUAUUUGGCUAUAAAGACAUAAUAACUCACCAUAAUAUCUCUACUUUUAUAAUCAAAUUGACAUGUUCUAUUACACAGACUCGUGACGGUUAUUGAAAGUUAAAGUUACAUCUCCUCUUUUUCGUAAAAUUCCUUAGCUUAGCAUAAAGACAGCUAGCCCGGCUCUGUCCAACUUUAACAAAAUCCGACUUCCAGCACCU